CAGGGGGGUAGAGGAGGAUGGGGACAAGAGGCAUGGUGACAGCGUGGCUCUGCAUUGUUCUUCUCCAGGCUGGAGAUGCAUGGCCAAGGGGGAAAGAUGGGGAUCACACAGAGCCUGGAAUAUCCCCCCACCUCCAGGUGUUGAAUCGACGUCUGGACCCCCCAGCAGGAGCAGCAUUUGGAGGCCACCUGAGGCCACAGCAAUCUGGCCCUCAUUCCUACCCGGGGUUCAUAGUUACGGUCUUCAAAGAAAGCAAGAACACCCCAAAACCCAAAGCCCCUACACAUACAGUGACAAAGUUCCUGAGAGGCACCACCAGAGCUACCAAGGACAAGCUGCUGACAACCCCAAAGGCCACCACGCGUCCUCCUCAGCCUUGGGACCCCAUGAGAACAAGAGAAAAAGAAAGAGCCUGGGGGAAGAACACCUGUACUGGGCUCCUGCCCUUUUUGUGGCCAUUGCUCUGCUCGUGCUCCUCAUCAACUACCGCUGGAGCAAGGGGGAAGAGACCGAGGAUGAAGCCACCUCUGCCAGUCACACUUCAGAUUUGGGAGCCCCGGGCCACAUCCCAGCCCAAGCUCCCACCCUGAGGAUCAUUGCUCCUGAGCCUCGUUCCUCCCCAGAUGAUGCUGACUCCUGUUCCUCUGAUGAUCUGGAGUGCUACCACACACCCCCAGGAAGCAGGAGGCCAUCCUGGUGGUGGAACAGUUCUGGGGCCAAGCUAGGAUGACAGCCACCAGCACCACCUACCACCUCCAACCUUCCUAGAGAUGCUCCAGAGUAGCACCAGAUCCUGGUGGGAACGUGGAGCUCGGGGGGAGGACGAGGGGGACACAAAGAUCUGGGCAGGGGAUGAAGAUCUGGGUGGGGGACAAGGACCCCAGGGGGUGACAUGUCCCAUCGAGGUGCUGGGAGCUCAAGGUGCCUGAGCUGAGCCAAUAAAUUAGGAUUUCACCCUAGAAUCCCUGGACUUUCAGUGCAGGGAGAAGGGGGAAGGGGGGGUUCCUUCCCAUUGGGUCCUGAGGUCCAGAAGUGUUCCUGAAUGUUAACCAA
This is a messenger RNA of Calypte anna (Anna's hummingbird), 1053 nucleotides long. RefSeq lists its product as uncharacterized. The record is from RefSeq and is a predicted model, not a curated record. The transcript has 7 exons. NCBI's taxonomy places the organism in Eukaryota, Metazoa, Chordata, Aves, Apodiformes, Trochilidae. Bases 80 to 730 code for a protein of 216 amino acids.